Molecule: messenger RNA, 1106 nt
Organism: Sebastes umbrosus (honeycomb rockfish)
Lineage: Eukaryota; Metazoa; Chordata; Actinopteri; Perciformes; Sebastidae
Gene: uqcc4
Product: chromosome 20 C16orf91 homolog
Exons: 2
Coding region: 147-566 (139 amino acids)
Source: RefSeq, a predicted model, not a curated record
UCAACAGCGGUAGUGCGGCACCGGAAAUAUUUGAAGGUUGCACAACAAUGAGUUACAUGACCUCAACAAGGUGCGUUUGAUAAGUAAACCUUCAGUUUAUUUGACUUUAGCCUGGGUGUGUCCUGAAAAAUGACCAGUUGUUCGAGAUGUCUACAAUAGCAGGACGAGUUUUCACCGGUCUGACAAGAGCUGCUUUCAGUCGAACCGUUUAUAAGGUUACACCUACCCUUGGCAGACUGAACAGCGUGCGCCCUCUAGCUCUGAGCUCUCAGACGUCAGCCGAGUCCAAAGAUAGUCAAAACGAGGUGGACAAUACGCCCAUCAAGUUCUCCACCAGUAAAGGCAGUCACCGAACCUGGAAAGUUGAACGCUCAAUGGGGAGCCAGUUUCAGCGACCCUUGCGGAAAGUAAUCCCCAUCAUCCUGAUUUUCACCAGCUUCAUGCUGUGGGUUGCAUUUCGAAGCGAGACGGAUUUUGAUAAACAGCUGGAGAAGGAACUGUAUGAGCGUUUCCCCGCCUUGCUUCCAGACGAAGAGGAGGAGGAAGCCCAAAAUAAAUCAAGUUAACAAAUGUGGGACUUAAGAUGUGUAUAUACAGUAUAUAUUUCAGAUUAUAUUUAUUGUGAAAUGUGUGGCUGUAGUAUUUCCGGCUGCGGCACCGACUAAUUGCUUGACAACACUGCAGGUGUAGCAGUGAAGCCGUCCAGUACUAUGGAAACGUAUGAUUUAUUUUUUUCUCAGCAAAAGAUGUAUAAUCAAUUGUUUUAAGACCAUACAUUGCCUUCUUUCAAGUUUCAGUUGAGUGGUCAGAACAUUCAGAUUAAAAUGUGUUGAUUUGAAUCCACUGAACUUGGUUUUGUCUACCUUUUUAUCAAUGUACUUAUUGUAAUUACACCAAUUAUAAGGUAACUAAUAGUUAUUUUCUCAAUUAAUUGAUUAGUUAUUUGGUCUAUAAAAUGUCAAAAUAUUGAUCAGUGUUUCCCAAAGCACAAGAUGAAGUCCACAAAUGUCUUCUGUAUAUACAAGUUCAGUUCAGUUUACCGUCAGGAGAAAAAAAAUAAAAAAUUAAUUUUUGAAGGAGCUGGAAUCAGAAUUUUGACUUAAAUU